Molecule: messenger RNA, 1659 nt
Organism: Spirometra erinaceieuropaei
Lineage: Eukaryota; Metazoa; Platyhelminthes; Cestoda; Diphyllobothriidea; Diphyllobothriidae
Source: the annotation of a GenBank genome assembly
AUGAACCGUGUGCCGUCCCUUGAUUUUCUUAGACGCCAUGUCUAUGCACAAGGUUUGCGUCCCCUCUCUUCCAAGGUUGAGGCCAUUCGUGACUUUCCUCCACCAAACUUCAAGCGUCAGUUGCAACGUUUCCUUGGCAUGGUAAACUUUUAUCGCCGGUUCCUACCGAACUGUGCCGACCUUAUGCUGCCACUCACCACCUUGCUCUCUGGUCCCAAGGGUCCCCUUGAGUUACGUGGUCACACGCUGACUGCUUUUGAGAGAAUAAAGACCUCCCUUGCUGAUGCUACCUUGCUCACUCAUCCUGCUCCAGAAGCCCCAUUGUCCCUGAUGGUUGAUGCUUCGACCGUUGCCGUAGGAGCAGUCCUCCAACAGCAUAUCAACGUCUCGACACGACCGUUGGCAUUCUUUUCAAAGAAACUUUCACCUGCCGAGACGAGAUAUAGCACGUUUGGCCGUGAACCUCUUGCCAUUUACCUAGGCGUAAAACAUUUCCGACACUUCGUUGAGGGUCGUGACUUCACAAUUUUCACAGACCACAAACCACUUACAUUUGCCAUCCGAUCCCAUUCUGACAAACAGAACCCGAGAGAGAUUUCUCAUUUGGAUUACAUCUCGCAUUUCACCACCGACAUCCGCCACAUUGAUGGCCCGAAGAAUGCGGUGGCCGACAUGCUGUCCAGACCUUCCCUCUCGGCAUUUCACCUCUCACACGGGAUUGAUCUUGGUGCUAUGGCGUUUGAACAACGACGUGUUGGAUGCCCUGGCGACGAGUCUGUUGACAGUCUUCAAUUAGUUAACGUCCCAUUGACCACCGGCACUGGCACAAUCCUUUGUGACGUAUCGACUCCUUUUCAUCGCCCUUAUGUGCCUGCCUCGAUGCGUCGAGCUGUUUUUCAAACUCUCGACGGACUCUCCCGUCCUGGGAUUCGAGCCUCACAGAAGCUCCUCGCGGAAAGGUUCGUAUGGCCUGGGUUGAACAAGGAUGUGAAAGCUUGGACACGAUCGUGCCUUUGCUGUCAACGUAACAAGGUUCAACGCCACAACAAGUCUCCAUGGGGCACGUUCCCCAGCCCCGAUACCCGGUUCAACCAUGUGCAUUUAGAUGUCGUAGGUCCUUUACCUCCAUCCAAUGGCUAUACUCACCUUCUCACCUGCGUUGAUCGCUAUACCCGUUGGCUGGAAGCCAUUCCUUUACUAAAUGUGCAAGCUGAGACCAUUGUGAAAGCCUUCGUCAGUCGUUGGGUCGCCAUAUUCGGUGCACCAUCCAUGAUUACGACUGAUCGAUGCGCGCAGUUUGAGUCCACACCUUUCCAAACUCUCCUCAACUUCCUUGGCUGCACACGUAUUCGGACGACGGCCUACCACCCAGCUGCCAACGGCAUGGUUGAGCGUUUCCACCGCCAGCUAAAAACUACACUGCGUGCCGCAGAAGAUCCCGAAAACUGGUCAGAUCAUGUCCCCGUUGCACUUCUUGGCAUUCGUGCGGCACUGAAGUCAGACUUGGACUGCAGCGCAGCCGAAUUGGUUUUCGGCACUACCCUUCGACUGCCUGGUGAAAUGGUCACCCCAACCUCUCGUGGUGCCGAAGAGACCCCCGAAAAUUUUGUGCAUCGUCUGCGACAAUUCAUGCGCUCGCUUUCCCCCGUUCCACCUUGA